This is a messenger RNA of Engraulis encrasicolus (European anchovy), 1188 nucleotides long. RefSeq lists its product as uncharacterized. NCBI's taxonomy places the organism in Eukaryota, Metazoa, Chordata, Actinopteri, Clupeiformes, Engraulidae. The transcript has a single exon. The record is from RefSeq and is a predicted model, not a curated record. The coding region runs from base 1 to 1188 and encodes 395 amino acids.
AUGGAAGACCUGGAUAUUGUUGUUGUUGUUGCUGCUGCUGUGCUGCUUUCGGACGGACGCCGUCUCCGCCGUGUGUGGGUGCACCCCAUCCUCGCUGGCCGUGAACAGCACGGCGAGUUCCACCGCCUCGUCCAAGAGCUGCGUCUGGAUGGUGAGAGAUUCCAGCGCUACUUCAGACUGGACCGGGACCAGUUCGAUGUCCUGCUGGCAAAGAUUGGCCCGGUGAUCACCAUGCAGAGGACGAACUACCGGCAGCCCAUACCACCAGCGGAGCGUCUGGCCAUCUGCCUGCGCUUCUUGGCUACCGGCGACUCAUACCGCACCAUAGCGGACAGCUACCGUGUGGGAGCCAGCACGGUGGGCCGGAUCGUGGUGCAGGUGUGCAAGGCCAUUUGGGAUGAGCUGGUGUCGGAGUAUAUGCAGGAGCCAACCACCGCCGAUGAUUGGAGGGGCAUAGCCGAUGGCUUCCAGCGUCGGUGGAACUUCCCAAAUUGCGUGGGGUCUAUUGAUGGGAAGCACGUUGUGAUCAAGGCGCCGAACAAGUCUGGCUCUCUAUACCACAACUACAAGGGAACCUACUCCAUCAUCCUCCUCGCUGUUGUGGACGCCGAGUACCGGUUCCGUGUGGUGGACGUGGGGAGCUAUGGAAGGGCAAGUGACGGUGGCGUUCUUUCCAACUCCAUCUUUGGCCAGAGGCUGCGCGAUGGGAGCCUGGGACUGCCAGGGGAUGCUGUUCUGCCAGGAGCGGAGAGGCUUGGACCGCAGCCAUUCGUCUUCGUGGGGGACGAGGCAUUCCCACUCCGGCGCAACCUCAUGCGACCUUUCCCGGGGAGGCAAGUUGGAGGCCACAGGACGUUCAACUACCGGCUCUCCCGUGCAAGGCUGAUCGUCGAGAAUACCUUUGGUAUCCUCACAACCCAGUGGCGUUUAUACAGACGAGUCAUUGGGAUCAGUCCUGCAAAUGCGGAGACCUGCGUGAAGGCAACCUGUGUGCUGCACAACUUUUUGCGGCGCGACAUCAGGAGGCAGCCACCAACGCCGUCCACAGCUGGAGACAGCGAGCCUACUGGCAUCUUUCCGACGCGUCAACUGGGCAGCAACAACGCCACUCGCCAGGCCAUCCGCAUCCGGGAGAAAUUCGUGGACUACUUCUCCAACGAAGGGGCCGUGUCCUGGCAGCCUACUUGA